Messenger RNA from Diachasmimorpha longicaudata, 3238 nucleotides. RefSeq names its product acylglycerol kinase, mitochondrial (gene Mulk). Lineage: Eukaryota; Metazoa; Arthropoda; Insecta; Hymenoptera; Braconidae. Gene Ontology annotation, cellular component: membrane; cytoplasm; mitochondrion. Gene Ontology annotation, molecular function: ATP-dependent diacylglycerol kinase activity; acylglycerol kinase activity; ceramide kinase activity. Gene Ontology annotation, biological process: sphingosine biosynthetic process; ceramide biosynthetic process; phosphorylation. Bases 76 to 1485 code for a protein of 469 amino acids. The transcript has 6 exons. The record is from RefSeq and is a predicted model, not a curated record.
AUUCCCACUUUGCCGGGAAAAAACAAAAACAUUUGGAGCAGUCGAUGUGAAUGUGUGUUGUAAACAAUUGAUAGAAUGGCUAGAAUUGUCAAUUUCUUCAAGACUAUCAGGAACAACUGGAAAAAAUCACUCUUUGGGGCGGCUGUUGUCUCUUAUGGAGCCUCUUAUGGACUUGAUGUUUAUCAAACAAAUUUGUUGAUGAGAGCCUACUGCAAGGAGGCUGCGAAAUAUGGAGAAGAGCCACUACCUGCUACACGUAACCCUAGACACAUUACGGUGAUCUUGAACCCAAUAGCUAAAAAAAGAAAAGCAAAAAAAUUAUUCGAAAAAUACUGCGAACCCCUGUUGCAUCUGGCUGGCAUCGCUGUCACAAUUGUUCAGACUGAACAAGAAGGUCAUGCUCGUUCUCUAAUAGAAAACAUGAACACUCCAACUGAUGCAAUAUUGGUGGCAGGUGGAGACGGAACUCUUCUGGAUGUGGUGACAGGUCUCCUGAGAAAGUACGAGGGUAACAAGGGAUAUGCCAAGCAGUGUCCCAUUGGAAUUCUACCCCUGGGGGAGACCAACAGAAUAGCUGAUGCUAUGUUCCUCGGAGGAUAUGAGGAUCAUCUUCUUAUUCAUGAGAUGGCUGAUGCCACCAUGGCUGCUGUCAGGGGAGGAACGAGGAUGACUGACGUUUUGAAAGUUGAACCACUAAAUAAUGAUCCUGAGAAUCCAAUAAGACCAAUUUACGCUGUGGGAGCUGUGGAAUGGGGCGCUUGGAGGGAUGCUCAUGCGCGAAAGGAUAAAUAUUGGUAUUGGGGAACUCUCCGGAGAUAUAUGACGUACAUCUUCAAUGGCAUGAAGAAGGACGUAAACUGGGAGAUAAAUGGAACGCUCCGUUACUCCGAACCCUGCAGUGGUUGCUCAACAUGUUACGACGACAAUCAGACACCCGAGAGCACCGAAAAAAGGUGGUGGCAUGUAUUCAUUCCACGAAGAACAGCCUAUGCCCAGACUGAAAUUGAUUAUCGAAGUGUUAAGAAUGAUAAGUGUGGGCAGUACAAUGAAAUACCCAUAAGUGCAACAGAACUCAGUUUAAUAACUAGUAACGUUAAGAAUCCGGUCAAGGAAGGCCCGCCGUCUGUUAAAUUACAUUUAGGUCCGGAAUACGUUAGUUACACAGAUUUCGUAGCCGAAGGUUGGAGAAGAAUAAAAGGAGAAAAAACGCUUAUAAAUAAAACUGUAGAGGCCAAAGAUAUCGAACUCUUGCCGAAUACUGCAGACGAUUCCGUAAGUAAAAAUGCCGUAAUUUCAAUCCAUUCAAUUUCUGUUAUCGAGAAGACAAGAAUUAUUAAAAUGUCUCGGUUCUACAUAAUCUCUAAUCCACGAUCUCAUUCUGACAUUGACCUCACCUUCACUUCUUUCCAACAAUUGUCAUUUUUUAUUAAUAAAAAUUGUAACAUUAUUUGUUUCAGAAUGAUAAGCAACAAUAUUUUUCAAUAGACAAUGAAGAAUUUGAAAUGAAACCGGUUAAGAUAAAGCUAUUGUCUAACGCUGUAAAAAUGUUCUCCCAGUAAUUACAGUAUUUAUACAAACUUCAUGAUGUUAUUUAUGAUUUUUUACAAUAUUUUUAACUAUUGAGUGGGUACCAUAAACAGUCUAAAUCGCAUAUCCUACUUCGAAAUUUGCAUUACUAUUUAAUAUUCGUAACGAGGAUCUUGGUUACAAGUACCAAGAAGUCUUCUAUUUGAUUGAAAGUAUGCAUUUUGGCAUCUCACUAUCGUACCAGCCGCACUUUUCAGUAGCAUGACAAUUAAAGUGAUGAUUGAUUGAUUAUUCGUAUGUACGGGGUCGCGUGGAAAUAUUGAAUGGAAAAAAUGCUUGAAAUCGAAGCUAAAGAAGAAUUCCAUUAAAUUUUUCCGCACGCGGAUGAACACGACCUCAAUGAUUUACGUACAUAAGUAUUGCAGGCACAUUCCAACGAUUGCCAGUGGUAAUAAACUACCACAAAAAAACUCGAAUAACUUGACAAGUAAUUAACUGAUUAACAAUGUUAUACCAUUUCAUCUACAAUUUUCCAACACUCGUGAUAAAUCACAAAUUACUUAGAUAAUAUAUUAUGUAUCAUUGUCUCAUAUUUCACGCAAGUCUUGCCAAUUGGAUCCACCAAGCUCCAAAAACUGCCUCCUCCUCUCCAAUUUUCCAAUAAUUACAGUAUAGUCGUCCCCUAAUACUCUAACCGGGCACUGGAAAUAUUCUUUCCCAUCAUCAACCCCCUGAGGCACUUGUUUAUCACGUUUUUCCCCGUGCCCCCACCCCGAGCUCCACCCGAAGAACACAGGUGCCUCAAACUGCUAUUUACAAAUUUUUUAAAUCAAGAAAAAUAGAAAGACUGUUCAAUCCGAGAGUGAGGAUUCCUUCGAGAGUGUCUCCUCCUAGAAUUAAAAAAAUAUAAUUGACUCUUUCGUUUUCUCCUCCCACGAGCCAUCAAUCAUCCCUCAGUCGUAGCAGUCCCAUUGCUCUCAUUUUUUGCGAUCAAUCUCUGAUUGUCCUCAGCCCUCCUUCUCCCCCGCACGCAGACAAUUCCCCCAAUGAUGAGAAGAAGCACUCCGAGGCCAGCAAUUCCGUAGAAUGUGACGUUCCCAAGAGUUGGCAGAAUGAGAACAAAUUUCAAUUGAGAACCCAGGUCCGAGGAGAGAUCAGCCUCCUGUCGGAACCACAGCAUGGGAAUGAAGACUUUUGGCACAUUUUCGAAGAGACCGAUGUACUGAAUAGGCUGAAUCAGUAGAUUCAACUGCAGACGAGCCCUGACCUGCAGGGGAAUCCCCAUAUCCGGCUGCACAACAAUCGAAAAAUUAUGGGAUCCAUCGUGCGCUGGUCUGAGUCCAUCGAUUGCAUUGAGAUAACUCUCAUCGGCCAAGUGGAAGUGGGGAAGACUGACGAAUGCUGGAGCUCCAAAUUUGCAUGUUGACACAUUCAAUGUCCCCGAGGGCUGGCACUCAACGUCUUUGCAGUAGCAAGCUCUUGACUCGACUCUACUCCCAUUGUCAAAGGUCUCACGAGUUGCCAGGAACUGUUUGCCCUCCAAUCCGUUGAUACUCAUGAGUCCAUUCUCGUGCAGUGGAACUAGGGUGCAGACGUCUGGGGCGAAUACGGAUACUUUCUCGUAGUACCUUACGGGGGGCCAGAGGUCACCCAGGGAGCCGUUUAUGUGUCCACAUGUGCCAGGGUAUAUAGUCGAUUUUUUACUGUAAUU